Molecule: messenger RNA, 2825 nt
Organism: Lonchura striata (white-rumped munia)
Lineage: Eukaryota; Metazoa; Chordata; Aves; Passeriformes; Estrildidae
Gene: HHATL
Product: hedgehog acyltransferase like
Biological process (GO): negative regulation of N-terminal protein palmitoylation
Cellular component (GO): endoplasmic reticulum
Molecular function (GO): acyltransferase activity
Source: RefSeq, a predicted model, not a curated record
CACUCCCAGCCAAACUUCCUCCAGGGGCAAGGUGGGGGACGGCGGCCCAAAAAUCCCCCCGCCCCCCCGCCCCAAGCCGGCCUGAGAGAUGCUGUAGGGCAAAUCAGCCCCCCCAAAGCCUCGCUAGUCACCCCCAUUUCCCUUGCCCCCUCCUGUCCCCAUCGCGCUGCCGGACGCUGGAUCCGCGACCCUCGCCCGCCUCCCCCCGCGGCCCCGGGGCUCAAGGUGUGGAUCCCUCUCCCGUGCCGGCCGGGGCUGUGACCUCCCACCAUGGGGGUUAAGGCGAUGCUCCCCAGCUACGAGCUGGGGUUUUACGCCCUCGUGGUGACCUGUGCCGUGCUCUACAGCGGCAGCGGCAUCUUCGAGGCAUCCCGAGACAGCAUGAACAGAAAGGCCUUUCGGGAUGGCAUAAAGCCAGGCUGGCACUACUUCGGCAGGAAGAUGGACGUGGCUGAUUUUGAGUGGGUGAUGUGGUUCACCUCGUUCAGGAACAUCAUCAUCUUCGCCCUCUCAGGACACGUCCUCUUUGGCAAGAUCUGCUCCAUGACCGUGCCACAGCACCGGGCUGUGAUGUACAUGAUCUACGGGGUCCUGGCUGUGCUGGGCAGCAUGGGGCUGGUCUACCUGAUGAUCAUCCUCUCCCACUGCCUGCUCCUCUACUCGGUGGCCCUGGCCAAGCAGAAGUGGCUCUGCUACGUGGCUGGGCUCUGCUGCCUCGCCUCCUUCAAGGUGGAGCCCUUUGGCUCGUGGCAGAGCGGGUUUGUGACGGGAGCCUUUGAUCUCCAAGACGUCCUUUUCUACGGAGGAUGCACCUUCACCAUCAUGCGCUGCAUGAGCUUUGCCCUCGAGAGCUCCCAGAAGGAAGAGGGCAUCUACUCCAUCUUCGACCUCCUCAAGUACAACUUCUACCUCCCAUUCUUCUUCUUCGGGCCUGUCAUGACGUUUGACCAGUUCCACGCCCAGGUGAGCACCCGAGAGCUGAGGCGCAAGGACGACGAGAUGAAGAGCAUUCGUGUCAAUGCCCUGCUCCACGUGGGGGCCAUCGUGGCUGUGGACAUCUUCUUCCACUUCUUCUACAUCCUCACCCUCCCUUCUGACCUCAAGUUCGUGAACCGCCUCUCGGACUGGUCCUUGGCUGGCCUGGCCUACUCCAAUCUGGUCUAUGACUGGGUGAAAGCUGCUGUCAUGUUUGGGGUCAUCAACACCAUUGCCAGACUGGACCACCUGGACCCACCCCAGCCCCCAAAAUGCAUCACCAUGCUCUACAUCUUUGCCGAAACGCAUUUUGACAGAGGGAUUAAUGACUGGCUGUGCAAGUACGUGUAUGACCACAUUGGAGAGAACCACGACAACAUCCUGAAGGAGCUGGUGGCCAGCAUCACCACCUUUGCCAUCACCACGCUGUGGCUGGGGCCCUGCCAGGUCGUUUACAUCUGGUCCCUCGUCAACUGCUUCGGCCUCAACUUCGAGCUCUGGGUGCAGAAGUUCUUCCAGCUGGGGCCCUUUGCCAAGCUGGAGGCCAAGCUGUCAGGGGCCAUGUCUCGGCGGAUCAGGGCAGCUUUUGGGGCAGUGAACUUCUGGGCCAUCGUCCUCUACAACAUCCUGGCCCUCAACAGCCUGGAGUUUGCACUGCUGGUGACCAAGAGACUCCUGGUGAUGGGUUUUCCUGAGAGCACCUUGUCCAUCUGGUUCAUCACCUACUGCGGCGUGCAGCUGAUCAAGGAGCGCGAGCGCAUCCUGGCCAUCCAGGAGGAGGAGAAGGGGGACAAGGCAAAGGUGGAGUAGGGGAGGCACCACAGGCUUGUCCUGAAGCCUUGGUCUCCCUUCCAGCCACUGCUGCCAGGCCAGCCACUGGCCAGGGCUCUCCAAGCCCUCCUGACAAUCGGACUGCUGUAGCUCAUCCACGUAGAAGUCACCUGGAAGGCACAGGUCACCCCCUUGCUGCAGGAAAGAUUUUCCAUCAGGCACAGUGGGUGUUUCACAAUCUCCCCAGGUGUGGCAGGAUGCUGAGGCAGCUCCCAGGAUAUUUCUUCCAUGCCAGAGCCAUCCCUGUUGUUUUUCUGGCCCUCUGACAGUGCAGGCCCAGAGAUUUCAGCCCCUGCUUGGUGCACGAGCACUGGGCUCCCCCUCAGCCUCCCAGAGGAGACUCUCCAGGCCCCGUGGCUCGAGGUUUUAGGGCCCUGCACUGCUGGAUCCGAGACUGAUGUGGCCUCCACGACCACCCUGCUGUGACACACGUGUCCUGGGACUCAAGCCAAAUCCCACCUCAUUUUUUUUUACAUGCUGUGGACAAAGGUCUAAGCUCACAUUCCUGCCCAUGGCUGAGGGACAGAAGGUGCUGUAGCCACCCCUUGCUCAUCUCCAGCCACCCAUCCCUUUCCUCAGCUGCCCACAGCUGUAGGGCUGAGCGAGCACACGGCUGAAUGCGAUCAAAGGAGAAAAACCCAAAUCAAAGGAGAAAAAUCCCUGAAGGGCAGGGAUUGGGGCUGGGGGGUGGAGGGAAAGCCCAUGGGAGACUCCUUGGAGAAUUAAGACUUUGGGAGUGUGUGAAACACGGUGCCUUGGGGGAAAGGUGGGUUUGUGACACAGAAAUAGCUCUCUCUUGCACUUUAGAGUAACUCUCAGUGGCCUUAUCUCUGAGUUUUGUGGCUGUCUGGGGGUAGGAUCCACACCCCUCUGCAACGGGGCUUGAGACGCUUGGUGCAUCCCUGUGGGUGAAGCAGGAUGGGUUCCUAGCCAGCUUUCAGCUCUGCCAAAGUAAUUUGUGAAGUCCCUGGUAAAUGUCUCUUAUUUAUGUAGCCAAUAAAUGUUGGAUAACUCUGGCA